CUAAAAUAAGGGAAUAAUGAGGCCUGAGAAGGGAUCAAGGGGAAAAUUCACACUGCAUUUUCCAUCUUCAGUUUCUUUUAUUUUUGAUUGAUCGAUUUGCUAUUUUAUUUCUCGAGAUUUCGAAAUGACCAAGAACAGGUGGCUCUCUCUCUCUCUCUCUCUCUCGGGGAGCAAAAUCAAAUCAAAUCAGGGGAAUAUAUAAAGCCAAUUCCAUCUGAUUUUGAUUGAUGUUCGAUUGCUCAUUCUCUCCCCUCUCUCUCUCAGGUUUCUGCAAUUCAACGGUCGUCAUUCCCCUUUUUCGCAUUGGGGGCUGCGAAAAUUACACCCAACCCUCCCCCUACUUCCUAGAUUUUCUUUCCAGAAAAAGGGAUUUGCGGAAUUACUGCCUGUAUUUUUAGGGAUUGUGUUUAUACGAUGCGUCUCUUCGAUUGUGAACGAUUGUUUUGGGGGAAAUUAUGCUGCCAUUGAUGGGGGAAGGAGGAGGGACAGUGGAUAAAAUGGAGAAGGAAUUCGAAUCGAAGAUCGGGGUUUCCUGCAAUGAUAAUAGUAAUAGCAACAGUAAUCCUCAGAGAUCUAAGAACUUCGUGUUCCGAGCGCCUCAGGAGAAUUUUAGCAUUCAGGAUUUUGAGCUGGGGAAGAUUUAUGGCGUUGGUUCUUAUUCCAAGGUUGUGAGGGCGAAGAAGAAAGAUACAGGAACUGUGUAUGCUAUGAAAAUCAUGGAUAAAAAGUUCAUCACGAAGGAAAACAAAACGGCGUACGUGAAGCUGGAGCGCAUCGUAUUGGAUCAGUUGGAUCAUCCCGGCGUUGUGCGUCUGUAUUUUACAUUUCAGGAUACUUUCUCGCUCUACAUGGCGCUCGAAUCCUGCGAAGGCGGGGAACUGUUUGACCAAAUAACACGGAAGGGACGGUUAUCCGAGGAUGAAGCUCGUUUCUAUGCAGCUGAAGUUGUGGAUGCGCUCGAGUAUAUUCACUCGAUGGGAUUGAUACAUCGAGAUAUUAAGCCGGAGAAUUUGCUACUCACGAAAGACGGGCAUAUCAAGAUUGCCGAUUUUGGUAGCGUCAAGCCGAUGCAAGAUAGCCGGAUAACGGUCCUUCCAAAUGCCGCUUCGGAUGAUAAGGCGUGCACUUUUGUCGGGACGGCUGCGUAUGUUCCUCCGGAGGUUUUAAACUCUUCUCCGGCGACUUUUGGGAACGACCUUUGGGCGCUGGGAUGCACUCUGUACCAAAUGCUUUCGGGGACUUCGCCGUUCAAGGACGCUAGCGAAUGGUUAAUAUUCCAAAGAAUUAUUGCGAGGGACAUUAGGUUUCCCGAUUACUUUUCUGCCGAAGCGCGGGAUCUCAUCGACCGGUUGUUGGACAUCGACCCGAGUAAACGACCAGGCGCAAGACGCGACGGUUAUACGUCUCUCAAAAGUCAUCCUUUCUUCAAGGGAAUCGAUUGGGCGAAUUUGAGAUCUCAAACUACACCCGAACUCGCUGUCGAUCCCAGGGUUCAAUCCAAUGGAAGUGAAGACCAAGAAUCGACAUGGAAUCCGAUGCACGCCGGCGACGGUUCACUGAAAACUUGCGAUGCAGCGUCAGCUUCCGAAGCCGGCAGCGUCACGCGGCUUGCUUCCAUCGAUUCCUUUGAUUCGAAGUGGCAACAGUUUCUCGACCCCGGCGAGUCUGUGCUCAUGAUCUCGACGGUGAAGAAAAUGCAGAAACUUACGAGCAAGAAAGUGCAGCUCAUCCUCACGAACAAGCCGAAGUUGAUCUACGUCGACCCUGCAAAACUCGUCGUCAAAGGGAACAUAAUCUGGUCCGACAGCCCGAACGAUCUCAGCAUUCAAGUCAUCAGUCCGUCGAGCUUCAAGAUUUGCACCCCGAAGAAAGUGAUAUUGAUCGAGGACACGAAGCAACGAGCGCAGCAAUGGAAACGGGCGAUCGAGGCCCUUCAAGGUCAGCACUGACGUUCGAGAGGCUGUCUCUCGAUUUUAUCGAUUGUGAUUCUACCGUCUUUUUGAGCGCGCCGAUUCUCUUACCAGAGAGGUAUCAUCGCCGCCGCCGCUGCUGUCGCCGAACCCUUUUCAUAAGGUUGUGCGUAUGAUUAACAUCCGCCAUUUUUUUUAUUUUUUUUUUGACACAAAUGUGGUUCGUUUAAUUCAAUUCAAUUUAAUUUAAUUUAAU
Messenger RNA from Andrographis paniculata, 2166 nucleotides. Its product is annotated as 3-phosphoinositide-dependent protein kinase 2-like. Lineage: Eukaryota; Viridiplantae; Streptophyta; Magnoliopsida; Lamiales; Acanthaceae. The transcript is spliced from 12 exons. The coding region runs from base 456 to 1949 and encodes 497 amino acids. Gene Ontology annotation, molecular function: protein serine/threonine kinase activity; ATP binding. Gene Ontology annotation, biological process: peptidyl-serine phosphorylation; intracellular signal transduction. The record is from RefSeq and is a predicted model, not a curated record.